GAAUAUCUUCAUCGGAACGCCAUUGUCUUAUAGACAGAGAGAGAGAGGGAGAGAGUUUGUGUUUGUGUGUGUGUGUGUGUGUGUGAUACCCAAAAUUAACCAAUGCUUUAAAGAGAGAAAAUUCAAAGUCUAUCUAUCGCUUCUUCCAGGGUUAGUUAGGUUUUCAAUUACUUUUGCCUUUUGAUUUCAGUAUAUGUGUAUGCACAUAUUAUAACAGUCGCUGCAGCUGUAAGUUAUCUCUUUCCUCUCUCUUUCUUCGCCUUAGGGUUUCACUUUUUCAUUCCCACGGUUUUACGAGCCUUCAAGUUAAAGUUGAAUUUAUUUCCCACAAGUUUGAAACUAAAGUUAUCCGCUGAGGGACAGACCACAAAAAAAGUGAUUUGCAUCGAAAAAUUUGUAAUUUAUUGUCAUUCCUGGAGCAAAAAAUAGUGCUUUUGAGCUAUUUUUGGCGAGAAAACAGUGAAGUUCGAUAGAAGAAGUGUCCUCUUUGAGGUUUGGAUGGUGAUUACGGAAAUGGGUACCCAAGUAUUUGCAAGGAUUGAAGUUUUGUUUGCUAAAUUGACGAGGUAGUGCUGGACUUUAUUGUUUUGGGAAGAUGGUUGUUCGUUAAAGAAUCAGAGUUUGGGUUUUGUAUGUGAGCUUGGAGGAUGAGGCACUCGGGGAUUAUCUAAGGUUGCAACAUGAGUUGCAGCGGUGAGAAGAACAGAGGAGGAGAAGAGGGGGAGCUUGUGCGUAAAUCGGUUGAGGGGGUAUUGCACUCGCCGAAUGGAUCCAGCACUGUUACGACUACAACCACCCCGCCUUUGACAAUUGAUGAAAGAGUGCUGGUUGACCCCAAAUUGUUGUUUAUCGGAUCAAAAAUUGGUGAAGGAGCUCAUGGGAAAGUUUACGAAGGAAGGUAUGGCAACCGAAUAGUUGCAAUCAAAGUUCUCAACAAUGGGAACACUUUGGAAGAAAGAGUUGCACUGGAAGACCGUUUUGUCCGCGAAGUUACUAUGAUGUCAAGAGUAAAGCAUGAGAAUCUUGUUAAGUUUAUUGGAGCUUGUAAAGAGCCUUUUAUGGUGAUAGUUACAGAGCUGUUACCAGGGAUGUCACUCAGAAGGUAUUUGGUUGGUAUUCGCCCAAAUCAAUUAGAUCUUCAUGUGGCAUUGAGUUUUGCCCUAGACAUUGCUCGAGCCAUGGGUUGUCUACAUGCCAAUGGGAUUAUACACAGGGAUCUCAAACCUGACAAUUUGUUGCUUACAGCCAAUCAAAAGUCUGUGAAGCUUGCUGAUUUUGGUCUUGCAAGGGAAGAAACUGUGACUGAGAUGAUGACUGCAGAAACUGGGACGUACCGGUGGAUGGCGCCCGAGUUGUACAGCACCGUCACUUUGCGUCAGGGGGAGAAGAAGCAUUACAAUAACAAGGUCGAUGUUUACAGCUUUGGCAUUGUCUUGUGGGAAUUAUUGACUAACCGGCUACCAUUUGAAGGCAUGUCUAACUUGCAGGCUGCUUAUGCUGCUGCUUUUAAGCAAGAGAGGCCCAGUCUUCCAGAGGAUAUAUCCCCUGAUCUUGCAUUCAUCAUACAGUCAUGCUGGGUUGAGGAUCCUAAUAUGCGGCCCAGCUUCAGCCAGAUUAUCCGCAUGCUUAAUGCAUUUCUCUUCACCCUUCCACCACCCCCGCCAUCCUUACCGGAAUCUGACUCCGCUGAGGCCAGUAAUGGGACUCUUAGUGAGUUGUCCGCACGCACAAGAGGAAAAUUUUCUUUCCUUCGCCAACUUUUUGCAGCGAAGAGGACUAGAAACUCACAAUGAGGUGGUAUAACUUUUGAGUAGUUUCUUUUUGUUCAAACUCAGACAAAGCAUCCAAUAGGAGAUUUAUAAUGAUGACCUGAAUCAUCAUAUGAUUAGCGAAGAUGAAAAAUGUGGAAUAGACACUAUGUUACUAGCUAUCGAACAAAAAAUGGAAAAGGUAAAGGGGAUCUAUUGAGCAAUAAAUAUAAGAAAGAAACUUAAAAAUUGUGUAGUUGACCUUAUUGUAAAGGAGGCACAUGGUUCUAGAUACUUUCUUGUUCAUAUCAAUGUCAUCUUCUUCUGAAUUCCUAUAAAAUUGCAGUUGGUAAAUUUGAUUUUUUGUUCUAGUUGGUGGAGUUUUUGUAACCCCAAGUUGGUGAAAUUUUCCUCUUUUGUAGCUUUACACAGGUUUUAUGCAGUAAAUUGCUUGUUAUAUUUUAAUUUUAAUGGAAUGAAUGUGAGCAAUCUUCUUGUCGAACUUGUUGAUCUAAGCUCAGCUUGUACUCAAUCCCAGUUAUCCUAUCAAGAGAUUGAUGAUCUUUGGCUGAUAAGUGAGAAGUAAUGGUGGGAAAAGAGAUGGUGUCUGAAUUACCUUAGGACCUGGAGAGCUGAUGCAGAUUCGAUUACUAAUUACUUUAGGGUCCUUUCAUCUGGCCAUUAUAUAUGAGGUGCUUCCCCGGGUAUGCAUGCAGGACUCUAUAUGAGCAGUGGGGGCUAAUGUCUUGUGCAAUUUGCUUCCCUGUUCUCUUCAUUGCAGGAUGUUUUGUAACUUGAACAUGGCUGAUUGUUUAUUCUGUCAUGUUAAUUUGUUCUGAUUUUUCACCAGUUCAGAUCCUUGGAUACGAAAACAUUUUGAGCUCCUAAGCUAAAUCCGAAUAUGACCUCCACUCUUCUGCUUUAACAUGGUCGGAAAGUUCUUUUGACUUACUCCAAAAAGACAUCAGUUGAUUCAACAUCAAGAUGCAUUAGAUGAUCAGCCAAGCUG
This is a messenger RNA of Ilex paraguariensis (yerba mate), 2757 nucleotides long. The record is from the annotation of a GenBank genome assembly. NCBI's taxonomy places the organism in Eukaryota, Viridiplantae, Streptophyta, Magnoliopsida, Aquifoliales, Aquifoliaceae.